ACCAGUAACAAAAACAUCAACCAAAACAACAAGUCACGUCAAGAAGGCUGCUCCCCAAAAAGUUUAAAAUUUGUUCAUUCCAUUUAUAAUUUAGCCUUAAAAUUAUUUGAAAAAGACUAUACAAGUGAAAUAGUGUUGGAAAUUUAUGAAUCAAAAGUAUUUUGUCCAAGAACAAGAUCCUAAGUAUUACUACAAAGUCAUUUUUAACAUACUACAGCAACAAACAUGCCUGAAAUGGAAGUAGAAACUACCACCACCACAGAGAUUGCCGAUGAAAAACAAAAGAAGUCUAACAAUGAUGCUAUUUAUGAUCCUGCAUUUUUACCUGAUAUGUUGCCUGUUUACUAUCGACGAUUGUUUCCGCACAAGCCAUUCUACAGAUGGCUUUCAUAUGGUCUAUCUGAGGAGGGCAUCUUUGCUAAUCGUGAAAUUUCAUUUACCCUACACGAUGAUAUUUACAUACGUUAUUUGUGUUUUGAAACACAAAUCGAAUUUGAAAGGGAAUUGUGUAACCGUUGCCCAUUUAAAAUCGAUAUUGGAGCUGUUAUGAAUACAAGACCUAAAAAUAAUCGUGUAUCGGCAGCCGCCAUGGCGCCCGUGCAGCGUGAACUUGUUUUCGAUAUCGAUAUGACCGAUUAUGAUGAUGUUCGUACCUGUUGCAGCGACAAAAGCGUAUGCCAAAAAUGCUGGAAAUUUAUGGCAAUUGCAGCCAAUAUUCUAGAUGCAGCCAUCAAGGAAGAUUUCGGUUGGGAACACAUUCUCUGGGUAUUCUCCGGUCGUCGUGGUAUACAUUGUUGGAUAUGUGACUAUGAGGCUCGUCAUUUGGAUACACAAGGUCGCUCUGCUGUUGCUGAGUAUUUGCAAAUUAUUAGUCAUGCCAUGGGUUCGAAUGGUAGCAAUGUGUCACGUGUCUACAUAGGUGACCGCAUGCAUCACAGUGUCAAAAGAGCAUUUCAAAUAAUUGAACCCAUGUUCGAGGAGGUCAUUUUGAUCGAUCAAAACCUAUUCAGUUCACCCAAGGGCAUUGAGAAAUUGUGUCAAUUUAUACCAGAUGAAAUGGCCCGAAAAGAAACCGAACAAUUUUUGUUAAACAACUUGGAAGAUGGAGCGCCCGCCCUUAAAGUUUGGGAGGCCUUUAAGCGCUACGCGCAUACAAUGCGCUGUAAUGCCACACAAUCUGUGUGGUCCCGUCGCCUGAAGAAUAUUAUCGAAGAGAUACAAUUGGCAUGUAUGUAUCCGCGUUUGGACAUCAAUGUAACCAAAGGUUUUAACCAUUUGCUGAAGGCCCCCUUUUGCAUACAUCCUGCGACGGGAAAAGUUUGUGUACCCUUCAAUGCAAGUGCUGCGGCGAAAUUUAAUCCCACCAUGGUACCAAAUAUUGCCCAACUAUUGCAGGAGAUCAACACAUUCGAUGAGAAGAAGAAGAACGAAGAGGAGACUGAUGAAAAAUCUCGCAUAAAAGACUACAAGAAGACCAGCAUGUUUAAGGGGGUGGUGGUGUUUGAGGAAUUCCUUCGAAAAUUGGAGACUGGUUUAAAGGCUAAAGCGGUCAAACUGAAUGAAAUGAGAAUGGAUUUUUAGUACAAAGCCAAAGUAGUAGUAGAUUUAAGACAAUAAAGUUAUGAAAAUACCAAA
Stomoxys calcitrans (stable fly) is the source of this 1635-nucleotide messenger RNA. It is a transcript of the gene DNApol-alpha50, whose product is annotated as DNA primase small subunit. NCBI's taxonomy places the organism in Eukaryota, Metazoa, Arthropoda, Insecta, Diptera, Muscidae. Bases 226 to 1581 code for a protein of 451 amino acids. The record is from RefSeq and is a predicted model, not a curated record. Gene Ontology annotation, cellular component: alpha DNA polymerase:primase complex. Gene Ontology annotation, biological process: DNA replication, synthesis of primer. The transcript is spliced from 4 exons.